GCGCCGGAAGCCGAUGGCCCGUGGAUAAGACUCUGGGCGGCCCCGCGUGUGGCCCUUUUCCGUCUGAGCCAGCGGAGGGGAGCGAAUAGCCUCCAUAAUGACUGACUGGGAGACAGCCCCUGCUGUGGCAGAGACCCCUGACAUCAAGCUGUUUGGGAAAUGGAGCACCGAUGAUGUGCAGAUCAGUGACAUCUCCUUGCAGGAUUACAUUGCCGUGAAGGAGAAGUAUGCUAAGUACUUGCCUCACAGUGCUGGCCGCUAUGCUGCAAAGCGCUUCCGCAAAGCUCAGUGCCCCAUUGUGGAGCGCCUCACCAACUCCAUGAUGAUGCAUGGGCGCAAUAAUGGCAAGAAGCUCAUGACUGUCCGCAUCAUCAAGCAUGCCUUCGAAAUCAUCCAUCUGCUAACAGGAGAGAACCCUCUGCAAGUCCUGGUGAACGCCAUCAUCAACAGUGGCCCUCGUGAAGAUUCUACCCGCAUUGGCCGUGCUGGUACAGUGAGGAGGCAAGCUGUUGAUGUCUCACCUCUGCGCCGUGUAAACCAGGCCAUCUGGCUACUCUGUACUGGGGCACGUGAAGCUGCCUUCCGCAACAUCAAGACUAUAGCUGAGUGCCUGGCCGAUGAGCUGAUCAAUGCAGCCAAGGGUUCCUCCAAUUCCUAUGCCAUCAAGAAGAAGGACGAGCUGGAACGUGUAGCCAAGUCCAACCGUUAGAACUGUUGCUGGAGGUCCAAAGAAAAUAAAUUCAUUUUCAUACUGUUC
Molecule: messenger RNA, 757 nt
Organism: Gekko japonicus
Lineage: Eukaryota; Metazoa; Chordata; Lepidosauria; Squamata; Gekkonidae
Gene: RPS5
Product: ribosomal protein S5
Exons: 6
Coding region: 98-709 (203 amino acids)
Biological process (GO): translation; ribosomal small subunit assembly
Cellular component (GO): cytosolic small ribosomal subunit; ribosome
Molecular function (GO): rRNA binding; mRNA binding; structural constituent of ribosome
Source: RefSeq, a predicted model, not a curated record